Messenger RNA from Helianthus annuus (common sunflower), 2033 nucleotides. RefSeq names its product pyruvate decarboxylase 1. The coding region runs from base 19 to 1809 and encodes 596 amino acids. Gene Ontology annotation, molecular function: thiamine pyrophosphate binding; magnesium ion binding; carboxy-lyase activity. NCBI's taxonomy places the organism in Eukaryota, Viridiplantae, Streptophyta, Magnoliopsida, Asterales, Asteraceae. The record is from RefSeq and is a predicted model, not a curated record. The transcript is spliced from 6 exons.
ACAAAAUCUAUCAAAACUAUGGAUCCUAAAAUCGAAGCUAUUCCCAAUGUUGGCAGCCCCCACGAAAUUGACGCCACUUGUUGCGUACAGUCAUCUGCUGUACCCUUCAACUCCGGGGCCGAGUCUACACUCGGCUGCCACUUGGCUCGUCGCCUAGUGCAGAUCGGCAUCUCUGACAUUUUCUCUAUACCAGGCGACUUCAACCUAACUUUGCUGGAUCAUCUCAUAGCUGAGCCCGGCCUCAACCUCAUUGGUUGUUGCAACGAGCUGAAUGCAGGAUACGCUGCGGAUGGGUACGCUAGGUCCCGCGGCGUUGGUGCAUGUGUGGUCACCUUUACUGUUGGUGGACUUAGCGUACUCAACGCCAUAGCCGGCGCAUACAGUGAGAAUCUUCCGGUGAUAUGUAUCGUCGGUGGACCGCAUUCGAACGAUUACGGUACCAAUAGAAUUCUUCAUCAUACGAUUGGAUUGCCGGAUUUCAGCCAGGAGCUUCGUUGCUUUCAGACAGUCACUUGCUAUCAAGCUGUGGUGAAUAACUUGGAUGAUGCACCUGAGCUGAUCGACACCGCUAUCUCGACUGCUCUGAAAGAGAGCAAGCCUGUUUACAUUAGCAUAAGCUGCAAUUUGCCUGCAAUUCCUCAUCCUAUGUUUAGCCAAGAACCAAUUCCAUUUUCUUUAUCCCCAAAGCUGAGUAAUAAGAUGGGACUGGAAGCAGCUGUUGAGGCUGCAGCAGAGUUCUUGAACAGAGCAGUAAAGCCGGUAAUGGUGGGAGGACCUACACUACGCGUUUCACACGCAUGCCAUGCGUUUGUUGAAUUGGCAGACGCUUCUGGCUAUGCCCUUGCAGUAACACCAGCAGGAAAAGGGCUAGUUCCCGAGCACCAUCCUCACUUCAUAGGGACGUACUGGGGUGCUCUAAGCACAUCAUUCUGUGCAGAAAUAAUUGAAUCAGCCGAUGCUCACAUCUUUGUUGGCCCUGUAUUUAACGAUUUAAGCUCUGUAGGCUACUCUCUCCUAUUCAAGAAAGAGCAAGCACUGAUAGUUCACCCCAAUCGGGUCAUAGUUGGAAAUGGGCCCACUUUUGGUUGUAUCCUUAUGAAGGAUUUCUUGCUAGCUCUAGCCAAAAGGCUUAAGAAAAACACUACUGCAUAUGAAAAUUACAAUAGGAUUUUUGUCCCUCAAGGGCAUCCUCUUAAAGGGGCUCCUAGGGAGCCAUUGAGGGUUAAUGUUCUGUUUGAACACAUACAAAAGAUGUUGUCUAAUGACACCACUAUAAUUGCUGAAACAGGAGAUUCCUGGUUCAAUUGCCAGAAACUAAAACUGCCACAAGGAUGUGGAUAUGAAAUCCAGUUGCAAUACGGGUCCAUUGGGUGGUCAGUUGGUGCUACUCUUGGGUAUGCACAGGCUGCUGCUGAUAAGAGAGUGAUAGCCUGCAUUGGCGAUGGCAGUUUUCAAGUUACAGCCCAAGAUGUGUCCACAAUGUUGGGAUGUGGACAAAAUUCUAUAAUCUUCCUAAUAAAUAAUGGUGGUUACUCCACCGAAGUAGAAAUACAUGAUGGGCCAUACAAUGUGAUCAAGAACUGGAACUACAUUGGAUUGGUUGAUGCAAUCCACAAUGGCGAGGGCAAGUGUUGGACUACAAAGGUGAUUUGUGAAGAAGAUCUAGCUGAAGCAAUAGAGACUGCAACGGGAGCUAAAGAGAAUUGUUUGUGCUUUAUUGAAGUGAUAACUCACAAGGAUGAUACGAGCAAAGAAUUGCUCUUGUUGGGUUCAAGGCUUUCGGCUGCUAAUGGUCGUCCUUCAAGUUAGAAUAUAUAAACUCGAUUAUAUUUCAUAUUUAUUAUGUAUAUUAUGUAAACAUAACUCUAUUAUACUUUUGUAUAAGUAUGUGUAUCGAAUAUAUGUAUAGGGACAUGUCGGCUAAGACAUACCGGUUAAAAUGGUGGUUACUCCCGCCAAAAAUAACCACCGGAAAUAACUGUCCCUCACAAUAUGUAUAUAAACAAUUUGCCGGGAUCAAUAACCGGUACCAA